AACUUGGUUCCGUUCGUUCAAACGAGUUGGGCUUUAUACAUCGUAAAUGCACAUAUCCCGGUAGCCUGUAUGAGAUGUCGACAGCAAGAAGAAUCGUGAAACCGAAGAUUAAAGCUCCCAAAAAGCAUGGUCCGAAUAUCUCGAUCGAUGAUACCUGGUCGAAGCUCUCUGUCAACAUUGCAGAGAUAUUGAACCAUAGAGCGGAGCAUCUCUCCUUUGAAGAGAAUCACCGUUAUGCCUACAACAUGGUACUGUGGAAGGCUGGAGAGACACUCUAUAAGGGUACCUGCAAGUUGCUCGCGGAGAACCUGGACAAGCUGGCCGAACAGGACAUCAAAUCGGUGUUUCCCAGCGGGUCAAUCGACGAUCCCAUUCAACGGAGUCAAGAAGGAGAAACUUUGUUGAAGGCGGUGAGGAAAGUGUGGGACGAUCAUACCACCGCCUUGUCGCGGUUACGUGACGUCCUCAGAUACAUGGACCGUGUUUACACUAAGCAAGCUGGUGUACCGGAGAUAUGGGAUGCAGGACUAUUGAUCUUCCUGGAACAUAUCAUUCGUCCGCCAUUUCAAGACCAUAUCAUUGCGGCGAUCCUCACUCAAAUUCAAACGGAGAGGGAUGGCUAUGUUAUCAAUCGCUCCGCCGUUAAAGGAUGUGUGGACGUCUUACUGACCCUCAAAGAACGCGACAGUUCCGUUACCAUCUACAAGCGAGAUCUUGAACCUGCGAUACUGCAAGAAAGCGAACUCUUCUAUAAGACGGAAGGAGAAAAGCUCCUGGAGAUCUCUGCGGCGCCUGAGUAUUUACAAAGGGUUGAAUCAAGAUUUGACUCAGAAGAAUCAAGGACACACCAUUAUCUUUCAUCGCAAACAAGUGCGCCACUCCGGCGGAUUUUGGAGAACUAUCUUCUGUCACCGCAUCUUUACGCAAUCCUUCACAAGCUGCACUCUGGCCUCGACUUCAUGAUAGACGGCGACAAGUUGGAGGACCUUUUAAGGCUCUAUCGCCUGUUCGUUAUGGUUCCAGAAGGCCUUCCAUCGUUAAAGAAGGCCUUGAGAGAAUCUGUAAUCCGUCGAGGGAAGGACAUCAAUGCAGCUGGUGUCACUAUCGAAAACAUGACCCAGGCUGCGGAUGAUGAAGGAGGUAAGAAUAAGGGAAAGGGGAAGGGUCGUCCUCCGACUUCCGCAGUACAGACACUUCAGCUGGCCCUCAAGUGGGUACAGGAUGUCCUGGAUCUCAAGGAUAGGUUCGAUUCGAUAUGGGCGAAGUCAUUCAAGAGUGAUCGCGAUGUAGAAGCUACUCUAAACGAGGCCUUCGAGACAUUCAUCAAUCUCAAUGGACGCUCGCCGGAAUUCAUCUCGCUAUUCAUUGAUGAUCAUCUGAAGAAGGGCAUGAAGGGGAAAUCCGAGAAUGAAGUUGACGCAGUUCUGGACAAGACUAUCACCGUCUUUCGAUUCAUCUCUGACAAAGACAUAUUUGAAACGCAUUACAAGAAGCAUCUUGCAAAACGUUUACUGCAGGGUCGAUCUAUCUCGGAUGACGCUGAACGUGGCAUGCUGGCGAAACUUAAGGUUGAAUGUGGGACGCAGUUCACCCAGAGGAUGGAGGGUAUGUUCCAUGAUAUGAGGAUAUCGGCGGACACCAUGAAGGCGUACCACAAGCACCUUGCUCAGACCACGGCGCCGGAUGUGGAACUGUCCGUUAUCAUUCAAACGUCGACAUUUUGGCCGACGUCAGGUAGCCAGACAACUUGCGCAUUUCCGGAACUUCUCGCAAAAGCUACCAAGUCCUUUGAGCAAUUCUACCUUUCAAGACACACGGGUAGACGUUUGACUUGGCAAAAAUGGCUUGGUAAUGCCGACGUCCGUGCGACCUUCAAGUCCGGAAAGACCCAUGAGUUAAAUGUUUCCACUCUUGCCAUGGUCAUACUUUUACUCUUCGAGGACUUGGAUGACUCCGACUUUCUGACCUAUGAGGAUAUCAAAUCCGCAACGUCCAUAUCCGACGUGGAGUUGCAACGGCAGCUCCAAUCACUUGCCUGUGCGAAGUUCAAGAUUUUGAAGAAGCACCCCCCGGGACGUGAAGUGUCUAUGAAUGAUUCCUUCUCCUUCAACGCCGACUUUUCCGCGCCCCUCUUCAAGAUCAAAAUUGGUACAAUUGCUUCCAAGGUUGAGAAUGCCGACGAACGUAAGGAGACCAAAAACCGGGUUGAUGAAGAACGCCGAUAUCAGAUGGAGGCAUGCAUUGUGAGAAUUAUGAAAGACCGCAAGCAUAUGCCACACAACGAUCUUGUGAACGAAGUCACACGUCAGCUAACAAGCCGCUUUCUGCCCAAUCCUUUGGAUAUCAAGAAGCGCAUAGAAGGAUUGAUUGAGCGCGAGUACUUGGAGCGGUGUGAGGAUCGCAAGUCAUACAAUUAUGUGGCGUAAUAACUUCAAUGAUUCACUGCUAGGGACCAUCUGUCACCCAUUGUAUUCUACAUUUCAUUCUUGUCAGCUUAUUUUUUGCAAAGUCAUCUCACGGAGGGCCAAAAACCGGAAUCUAUAUAUCAGUUAUCACUGAAUACCUACAAGGAGAUGAUUGUCACAAGGACGUAAUUAACGUCGUGGAAAACGCGCUGCUUUGCCCACAUCAAAUUUGUAACCUUAUGGGCAAGAGAUGAGCCAUCUAUCGCCCAAGGAUACACGCGGACCUCCGAGGCACCUUUCGAACAGGUUCAGAUGUACAUUUGCAUUGCUUACCGACAUGCGUUGGUGCCGGUGAGUGCGCAAGUAUCUAGAGAACAGCGAGCAAAUCCAAUGGUAUUAUGCCA
Messenger RNA from Somion occarium, 2809 nucleotides. NCBI's taxonomy places the organism in Eukaryota, Fungi, Basidiomycota, Agaricomycetes, Polyporales, Cerrenaceae. The record is from the annotation of a GenBank genome assembly.